Drosophila ananassae is the source of this 1039-nucleotide messenger RNA. RefSeq lists its product as uncharacterized. Bases 77 to 589 code for a protein of 170 amino acids. The transcript has a single exon. The record is from RefSeq and is a predicted model, not a curated record. NCBI's taxonomy places the organism in Eukaryota, Metazoa, Arthropoda, Insecta, Diptera, Drosophilidae.
GUUUUAAGCAGUUUCACAAAUACUUCCUCGUGCGUCGCAAUACAAAUUACAAAUACACAUACGAAAUACAAUAAAAAUGGUUGCGUACUACGACGACUGCGACGCUACCGAGCAUCCAAAGACCCUGACGGACUGGGUGCGUAAUUUCCGCAUGAAGCGUCAGAAAAUGCGUCGCAAGCUGCGUGGUGCGGGCAGCGACCUGCGCGUUAACGCCAUUUUGUCGACGGCCCUGUUCCAUGCGGAGCACGAGCUGCGGAGAAAGCAGCAGGAGCGCUUCAGCCGAUGGCUGGAAAUGCAGACCAAAUUCGUUCCCCAUGGCAAGACGCACUGUGCCAACGAUGCCAUGGCCGACGCCAAAGCCAAAGCCGUGGAGGCGGAGGAGCGUCGCGAAAUAGAAAACAGUCUAUGGAGGAGCGAGCUGAGUGGCCUCGACAAUUUCAUGCGCAGUCUUAGUGGCAGCAGCGCCACGGCUGGCAACGGGAAUAGCAGCAGCAGCGCCAGCAGCAACAACAACAACAUCAGCCUCGCUAGCAACAGUUACACGGGCAACAACAACCUCAGCUGCGCGGCCAUUGCUGUGAACAGUUAAAAAGAGACGACUAUAGUGUCUGUUUUGUGUGUGUAUACUAGGGUCCUCGAUUUCGUGAAAUUUCGAGACCAUUUCGCGACCCCUAAAGUCAAAAUGGAUUAGUUUUGGUUUUGAAAUAGUAAAUAUUUAAUACCGAAGUCUAACCAUUCUAUAAUUAAAAUAUGCUAUAAUGGCGGAGGACCGUCCUAGUGUCUACGUGCGAGCGAGAGCAUACAUGUAUGCAUGUGCGUCUGUGUGCGUGCCCCAAAAUGGAGAACAAUACCUAAAAAAGAAAACGGAAGAAGAUGAAAGAAAAAAACAAUUUCCCUUAUGUCGCCUUAGAUUAGUAAUUUGUUUGUUGUUAAAUUAGUUUUAUUACGACAACCAUUUCUCAUUUGCAGUCGCAAACAUGUUAUAGAUUGUAAUGAAAAAGAGAGAAAGAUUGGAUUGGAGAUUGGAGAGUGUGAGAAG